AUAUAAAAUGAUACCUCAGGCCGUUAUUUAGGCUCAAAAGAGCAAAUUAAACAAAACCCACAUCAGAAGGAACACAAGAGAGAGCAAAUGGGAAGAUCUCCAUGUUGUGAGAAGGCUCAUACAAAUAAGGGGGCUUGGACUAAAGAAGAAGAUGAUAGGCUAAUUGCUUACAUAAGGGCUCAUGGUGAAGGUUGCUGGCGGUCACUACCUAAAGCCGCCGGACUCCUCCGGUGUGGUAAGAGUUGCCGUCUCCGGUGGAUCAAUUAUCUCCGGCCUGACCUCAAAAGGGGUAAUUUUACUGAUGAAGAAGAUGAACUCAUCAUCAAAUUGCAUAGCCUCCUUGGCAACAAAUGGUCCCUUAUAGCGGCAAGACUACCCGGAAGAACAGAUAAUGAAAUAAAGAAUUAUUGGAACACCCAUAUCAAAAGGAAACUUUUGAACCGAGGAAUUGAUCCAGUGACCCACUGUCCCGUUUAUGAACAAGGAGGGGUGCCCGAGAUGGAGGAGGCGACGUCCUGCACCAUCUCAUUUUCAAUGGCACGGCCAGAUUUUGAGAGAAAAGAAGAGAAAUGCCCGGAUUUGAAUCUUGAGCUUACAAUUAGCCUACCAUCUAUAGAGAAGCAACACCAAGAAGAAGAUGAUGAUGAUGAUGAUGAUCAGUCAAUGAAGAUAUGGGAGAGGGAUGUCACCAAAACUAGAAAUGGUAAAACCCUAAUUCAGUGUUUUUCAUGCAGUUUGGGAAUAGAGAAUAGUAAGGAUUGUAUAUGUUUAUGAGUUAAUCAAUUAGUAUAACUCUUUUUAGGUCAAAUUAAAAGGAAGAAACAUUAGAACUAAUUAAUUUUG
Molecule: messenger RNA, 843 nt
Organism: Impatiens glandulifera
Lineage: Eukaryota; Viridiplantae; Streptophyta; Magnoliopsida; Ericales; Balsaminaceae
Product: myb-related protein 308-like
Exons: 2
Coding region: 88-774 (228 amino acids)
Source: RefSeq, a predicted model, not a curated record